Paramecium tetraurelia is the source of this 2253-nucleotide messenger RNA. RefSeq lists its product as uncharacterized. NCBI's taxonomy places the organism in Eukaryota, Ciliophora, Oligohymenophorea, Peniculida, Parameciidae. Gene Ontology annotation, biological process: proton transmembrane transport. The record is from RefSeq and is a predicted model, not a curated record. The transcript has 9 exons. Gene Ontology annotation, cellular component: membrane. Gene Ontology annotation, molecular function: inorganic diphosphate phosphatase activity; diphosphate hydrolysis-driven proton transmembrane transporter activity.
AUGGAGUUUGUAACAGCACUCGUUUUGAUUUUUAUAGCCUGCGGUUGUGGAAUUGCAUGGGCCAUUUUCAAUUGGAUAGCAGUUCAUAAAAUAGAAAUUCAUCACAAACAUGAAGGAUUGACAGAAAAAUUAUAGGGAGCAGAAUAAGAGAAAAUCGAAACACUAUUGGAAAUUGGAGAACAUAUUUCUGAAGGUGCCCAAGCCUUUUUGAAAGAGGAGUACACAGAUUGCAGUGUGUUUAUAGCAAUAAUGGCUGUGGCCUUGAUUUUUGUUUCACCCUGGUCCACAUUGGCCUUCGUUUUGGGAGCAGCUACAUCUAUGCUUUGUGGCUAUUUGGGUAUGGCUAUAGCAACAGCAGCAAAUUUCAGAACAGCAUUUUGUGCCAUUAGAUCCUUAUCAGAUGCCUUUUAGAUGGCCUACAGAGGUGGAUGCGUCAUGGGAUUCCUCUUAGUGUCAAUUUCAUUGUCAAUUCUCUCUCUAAUCAUCAUCAUCUAUAAUUCCGUAUUGGUUGAGGAAGGAGAUCUUGAUACCUUGAUUUCAAUGUUUGAUUAUGUGGCUGCUUAUGGAUUAGGAGGAUCAACAUUUGCAUUAUUUGGUAGAGUUGGUGGAGGUAUCUACACCAAAGCUGCUGACGUCGGAGCUGAUUUAGUAGGAAAAGUCGAAAAGAAUUUACCAGAAGACAGUCCAAAGAAUCCAGCCACCAUUGCAGAUAAUGUGGGAGAUAAUGUAGGAGAUAUUGCAGGUAUGGGAGCAGACUUAUUCGGAUCAUUUGCAGAAUCAACUUGUGCUGCUUUGGUCGUUUCAUCAACUUAACUUAGAGCUAUUGAUGAAGGAGUUCUUAAUAUUUCCAUAGGAUAAUUGAUGUAUCCAUUGAUGGUAUCUGCUUUUGGUAUUGGAAUAUGCAUUUUGGUCUCUGGAUAUGCAGUAUUCAUUCAGAAAGUCACUGAUAUUCAUAAGAUUGAAUCAACUCUCAAAUAAUAACUCUUAUUAUCAACUGUUGCCUUGUCACCAAUCAUUAUCGGCAUUUCUUAUUGGGCUUUACCAGCAGAUUACGUAAUGAUUUAGGCAGAUGGAACAACCUAAUUGGAAAAUCUUAAACCAUGGCACGCAUUUGUUUGCUCUUUGAUGGGAUUGUGGUCAGGAUUGUUGAUUGGUUACUUCACCGAAUAUAUGACAUCACAUUCAUAUACUCCAGUAAGAGAAGUCGCUAAAGCAUGCGGAACAGGAGCAGCUACUAAUAUCAUUUACGGAUUAGCCUUGGGUUAUUUAUCUACCAUUGUUCCAAUCAUUUCCAUAGCCGUCACAGCAUUGUUGUCUAUGAAAUUGUUAUCUUUCUAUGGAGUUGCCUUAGCCGCUCUAGGAAUGUUAUCCAAUUUGACUAUCGGAUUGGCAAUUGAUGCUUAUGGACCAAUUUCUGAUAAUGCAGGAGGUAUUGCAGAAAUGAGUGAAUUGGGAGAAGACGUUAGAACAUCAACUGAUGCUUUAGAUGCAGCUGGUAAUACAACUGCUGCCAUUGGAAAAGGAUUCGCUAUUGGAUCUGCUGCAUUAGUCUCAUUGUCACUUUAUGGAGGUUAUUUGACUAGAAUCUAAACAUACAAAAACAAGGAUGCCAAGAUUGAUGACCCAAUAAUCUUUGCCAUGUUGUUGAUUGGUGCGAUGUUACCAUAUGCAUUCUCUGCCUUCACAAUGAAGUCAGUCGGAAAGGCUGCCUUAUAGAUGGUCGAGGAAGUGAGAAGGUAAUUACACGAGCAUCCAGGAAUUUAUGCCGGAACAGAAGAACCAGAUUUCAGAGCAUGCAUUGCUAUCUCAACCAAGGCUUCAUUAAAGGAGAUGAUUCCACCAGGUCUAUUGGUUAUUGUGACUCCCACAGCUGUUGGAUUAUUCUUCGGACCUCAGGCAGUUGCUGGUCUCUUACCAGGAGCUUUGAUCAGUGGAGUUUAGAUGGCCAUUUCAGCAUCAAACACAGGAGGAGCAUGGGAUAAUGCUAAGAAAUACAUCGAAGCUGGAUUCUAUAAGAACGAUGCAGGAGAAGUGAAGAAGAAGGGAUCAGAUGAACAUAAGGCUGCUGUUAUUGGUGAUACUGUUGGUGAUCCCCUUAAAGAUACAUCAGGACCAUCAUUGAACAUUCUUAUUAAGCUGAUGGCUAUUUUGUCACUAGUUCUUGCUGAAACAUUUUGCAAAACAGGAUGGUUAUAUUCCGAAUGAUGAUCGUCUAAUUUUGUAUUGUACAAAAAUAUAUAAAUUAUUUCAAAC